AAAAUGUAUUUGAGAACAUUUGUCUUUAGUUGCGUUCGGUAUAUGAGAUCGAUCAGAUCAGGACCGUUGGUUGUGCGUUCAAUCGUAUUUUUAGUUAUAUUUAAUGUGCAACACGUCGCGUUUAAAUCUAUUUUUGGUGAUUCUGAAAUUUAUGGAUAAUAUGUACGGCAACUGUGAUGAAGCACUAAUAUGUGUAGUGGUAAUACUGGCAGUUUAAUAAUUCACGUACUUAAAGGAAUAUUAAAUCAAGCAAACGCUUUGAUUGUUCGACGCUAUGAGCUAAUUAUAUAAUAUAAUGGCGAAUUAAAUCAAGUAGAUGACACUACGUUGGUUGUACCUUCUGACGUUGGUUUACGAAAUCGAAAAUGUCGAAAUCUAUGCGAAAUUCGCGUCACAACAGUCGCACCGAAUCCUCGAAUUCGUCCUCCUCUCCCAGCAACCCACCGCGAAAGCGUGUCAAACGAUGUUGUCGUAAUUUCGUCACUUUUAUGUGUACGCAAGUGGGUGUAGGCGCAUUAAUUGUACUCUAUGCUAUCUUUGGAGCGCUCUCCUUUAUGCAUAUAGAACGAAAAUACGUUGACGAGAAGACAGCCUAUGUCAGUGAACUGCGGCAUAAUUGUGCAGAGAAAAUGUGGAAUAUCACUGAAAAAUUUAAUACUUUUGACCGUAGCGAAUGGCAAAAUAAUACCUUAAAUAUAUUGCAACAAUAUCAAACAGAAAUCGCCACAUUAAUAAAAAAUGGCUAUGUUGGACGGACACCAGAACAGAUUUGGUCCUUUCCGGCGGCAUUAAUGUUCUGUUUAUCGGUCAUCACAAUGAUCGGUUAUGGCAAUAUGGUACCACGUACACCUUGGGGCAAAGGUUUCACGGUCAUUUAUGCCACUUUUGGCAUACCCCUUUAUAUACUAUAUUUCCUUAAUAUGGGGAAAGUGUUGGCGCGUUCAUUUAAGUUCCUUUAUCGCAGCUUACAUGAGUGUGCGCAGGAGCGCAAUACAUAUGAAUCUCGUAUGGAUGCACUCGAAAAUGGUAGUUUAGGUGCAUUACAACGGAAAAAAAUCAUUGUACCAUCAACUGCGUGCCUGUGGGUAAUCAUAUCCUAUAUUAUAACGGGUACUAUUAUGUUUGCGAAUUGGGAGAAAUGGUCUUUUCUAAACUCUUUCUACUUCUGCAUGACAUCAUUAUGCAAAAUUGGUUUUGGUGAUUUUGUGCCUGGUGCAUCAUUGAUAACAGCGGCUGACAUAGAUGCAGCAUCACUGAAAAUAAAAGAAGAUGCCUCUGCUGACCCCGAAGACUUGUUCAAUAUGCAACUAAUUACUGAUCAAAAUUCAAAAUUGGCAAUUAAUUUUUUCUAUAUGCUAAUAGGCAUGGGUUUGGUUUCCAUGUGCUACAACUUGAUGCGAGAGGCGGUACGCAUGAAAAUAAAGGAGAUAAAAGAGGAUACCAAACUAUGCUUGGAGGAUACACGUGCUCGAUUUAUGGGAUGUUGUGGAACACGAGAAUACUAUGACGAAGACUACUACUAAAUAACUUUCAAGACAUUUACCCAAAUAUAUGUGUAUAUAUAUAUGUAUAUAUUAAAACAUUUAUACAGAGUGUUUAGUGAGUGAGUGUGAUAU
This is a messenger RNA of Bactrocera latifrons, 1616 nucleotides long. RefSeq names its product TWiK family of potassium channels protein 18. The coding region runs from base 366 to 1523 and encodes 385 amino acids. Lineage: Eukaryota; Metazoa; Arthropoda; Insecta; Diptera; Tephritidae. Gene Ontology annotation, molecular function: potassium ion leak channel activity. The record is from RefSeq and is a predicted model, not a curated record. The transcript has a single exon. Gene Ontology annotation, cellular component: membrane. Gene Ontology annotation, biological process: potassium ion transmembrane transport; stabilization of membrane potential.